AUGAGUGCGUUUGUGAUGUCCCUGGCCGUUAUCCUGUUGGCGAUCGCCCCAGUACGGCCAGUUACUUUCAAGAUUGCAAAUCAAGCCAACCUGACUAUUGGCAACUUUUUCGACUUCACGGCGCUAUUUGGCAUCGAUUACGGUGCGCCUAGGUUGCGUAAACGCUACGAUUACGUUGUGGUUGGGUCCGGCCCUGCCGGAAGUGUCCUUGCGGCUCGCCUUACUGAAGAUCCGAACGUGUCGGUGCUCCUGCUGGAGGCUGGUCGCGCAGAGAUACCAAACGUAUCGAACAUCCCCCUUGCGGCACCUUAUCUUCAGUCGACGGAUUAUAACUUCGCGUAUGAGACUGAACCUCAGACGCGUGGCUGUCAAGGAUUGCGUGAUCGUCGGUGUAGUUGGCCACACGGACGCGGCAUCGGAGGAUCUUCCAUCAUCAACUACAUGAUCUACACGCGUGGAAAUCGUCGGGACUACGACGAAUGGGCGGCGGCUGGCAAUCCCGGAUGGAGCUGGGACGAGAUGCUGCCGUAUCACAUCCGGGCUGAGAAGGCCAAUCUGCGUGAUUUCGGAGACAAUGGAUUCCACGGUCAUAACGGGCCACUUUCAGUCGAGGACUGCCCUUUCAGAUCCAAGAUAGCCACGACGUUCGUCGAAAGCGCGCAACAGGCCGGCUUUCCUUACAUCGACUAUAACUCCGGUGAUCAGCUCGGGGUUUCGUUCCUGCAGGCCAAUACUCUGCAAGGCCGGCGAGUUACUAGCGGCAUUGCGUAUCUUCAUCCCAUUUUACAACGACCCAACCUCCACAUUCUCAGCCGAUCCUGGGUGACCAAGGUGUUGAUAAACAAAGAGACACGUGAAGCUACCGGUGUUCGGUUCGUUCGCGAUCGCAGGAAGUAUACAGUAAAGGCGCGAAAGGAGGUGAUCUUGUCGGCGGGUGCCUUCGAGAGUGCUAAGCUGCUUAUGCUCUCCGGUAUUGGACCUGCGGCACAUCUAGAAUCGUUGGGUAUACCCGUGCUGCAGGAUCUCCCCGUGGGUGAGCAGUUGUACGAGCAUCCGGGGGUAUUCGGACCAGUUUAUAUUGUACGCAAACCCAUCGAUAACUACAUCAACUUGGAGGACCAUCUUCUACCGAACACGUUUCUGCAGUAUCUAAAGGGACGUGGCGUGCUGACUACCAACUCUGUCGAAAGCCUGAUGUACGUGAAGUCUCCAGUGGCUGCGAGCCCAGAUCCUGGUCUGCCAGACGUCGAGAUCAUGCAGGCAUUCUCAUCGAUCGACUUUGACUCUAGCCCUGGCAUACGGUGGGCUUUUCGACUCUCAGACGAAACCUACAACGCAUACUUCCGGCCAAUUGAAAAAGAACGCUCGUUUCAGUACCUACCGAUGUUGCUAAAACCGCACACGCGAGGUAAACUACGUCUUAAGUCGCGUAAUCCCUUCCAACACCCGCAGUUUAAGUAUCAGUAUUUUGAGGACGAUCGGGACAUCGAAGCGAUGGUUUAUGGUAUAGAAGAGGCGAUCCGCGUUACGUCCCAAGAACCCUUUCGCCGGAUUGGUGUUGAGUUGUACAGCAAGCACGCUCCUGGUUGUGAGGAGUACACUUUUAACACGCACGAGUACUGGCGAUGCCAUGUGACGGUGCUAACGGGCACUUUCCAUCACCAGGUCUCUACCUGCAAGAUGGGUCCACCUACCGAUCCUGAAGCGGUCGUCGACCAUAAGCUGCGGGUGUACGGUAUACGCAGACUGCGUGUCGCCGACAUCGGCAUCGUACCAUUCCCACUGGCAGCUCACACAUCUGCCGUGUCAUUCGCGAUAGGAGAGAAGGCGGCAGAUCUUGUGCGUGACGCAGCAAAGAAGCAGGACUUUGUGAUGCCCGAGAAACGACCAAAAUCGCUGACUGUCGAACCCAUCGGGAGAUCGAUCUUCCGAUCUUCGUUCGACUGGCUGUUCAAAUGA
Molecule: messenger RNA, 1959 nt
Organism: Anopheles nili
Lineage: Eukaryota; Metazoa; Arthropoda; Insecta; Diptera; Culicidae
Product: glucose dehydrogenase [FAD, quinone]-like
Exons: 3
Coding region: 1-1959 (652 amino acids)
Molecular function (GO): flavin adenine dinucleotide binding; oxidoreductase activity, acting on CH-OH group of donors
Source: RefSeq, a predicted model, not a curated record